Messenger RNA from Aaosphaeria arxii CBS 175.79, 2546 nucleotides. RefSeq lists its product as uncharacterized. The transcript has 3 exons. Bases 253 to 2310 code for a protein of 685 amino acids. The record is from RefSeq and is a predicted model, not a curated record. Lineage: Eukaryota; Fungi; Ascomycota; Dothideomycetes; Pleosporales.
GUUUACUUGAGGAUAUUGACCAGGGUCAUACAAACGUGUGGUCAUCAAGAUUCAGCUUUAUUGCACAUUCUUUUCACAACAACAACACGUUCUCAGGUUGCGAGUGCAAAGUCGAAGAGUGCGCCUUGUCAACUCUGGUGUUGAUGGCCUGUCGCUUUGUUUGUUUACUCUACGCGUUCCCCAGGCAUUAGAGUUGCCCCUCACACAUAUUCCUACAAUCAAUUCUCAUCUCUCAACGAAAGCAACCGAACCAUGGCGUACCCAUCAAUGGAGUCAGAAGAUGUCUAUGACAUUCAAGAUCUCAAACAUGCGCUCCGCACGGCGAAUCUGGAACUUGCCCUCGAACGAAGCAGGCACGCUGUCGAAACAGUAGCGAAAGACGAGGAACUUCGGAAGUUGCGAGUCGAUAAAUGUCUCCUGCAUGACAGGGUCGACGAGAUAUCCGAGGAACUCGGAGACGCGGAGGCUGAGUCGGAAGGCCUGGAGUUCGCAUUGGAUGAUGCUUUGCAGAACGUGGAUCAACUCAAGGCCGACGCGGAGAUAGCGAAAAAUCAGAUUCGUACACAGUCGCGAGAGAUUGGUAAUCUUAAGGCCGAGCUCAAGGCAAUGGAGAACGUCACAUCCGAUACGAACAAGAUCCUGUCCGAGAAACUUGCCCUCACCCGCGAAAUGUCUUCUCUCAAGCCCGAGGUCGAGCAUCUGCGUGCCCAGGUUGAGUCCAACCAUGGCCUCCUUGCCGAGAAACUCACCCUUCAACGCCAAUUAGCAACGCUGCAGGUUGAGAUCGACAACGAAAAACGUUCCACCGCCCGAGCCCUGGCGAAAUCCGGCAAGAAGACUGAACAGGAGGAGGAGCUUCGUACUGAGCUUGAGGAAAUUCGAAACGAGCUGGUGAAAGAAAAGAAGGAUCGCCUCAAGGCAGAAGCAGCUCUGGCCAAAGCAGAAGAAAGCUCAGCAAAGGCUCAGGCUGAUGUGUUAUCCCACCAACAAGCUUCCGAACGGAUCCAGGCGAAACUGGACAAAGUCACCAAACGGGAAGCUGAUAAGGCAAGCAAACGCGAGGAAGCACAGGACGCCGAAGUUGAAAAUCUUCAACAAGAACUACAAAACGAAAGAAAUGCCCGCCAGAAAGCGGAGCGGAUGGGCAAGAAGGCCGAGGAACGUGAAGCUGAGCUCGAACAGUUACGUGAAGAAUUUGGUCGGGCCAAGCGCGAGAUAUCCGCGGCUAAUAAAGUUGGCAACAAGGACCUACAACACACGGCCACGCAGAUUGCUCAACUGGAGAACGAGUUGGAUGAGGAGAGACGCGAGAGGAAGAAAAUGGAAAAGGAGUAUCAGAAGGCACUGGCUGAGCUCCAAGGUCGCAAUACCGUUUUGGAUGACAAGCUGAAUGCCUUCCGAGAUAAAUUAAGGUCCACAAAGGAGAAGCUAAAGGAGACUGAGGGCAGGCUCGAGAGGGCAGAGAGUGAGGUACCACAAGCAACCAAGAAAGCCGGCAAGAACCCUCGCAAACGGAUGGCGUCCACUGCUGAGCCUGAUUCUCCAAACCUCGGAACCCCUGGCGAUGGAUUUCCUACGAAGAAGACAAAGCGUGCCACCUCGGUUUCAGCCAUUGGUGAGAACACCGCUCUAUCGCUUACGCCUUUCUUGAAACGUCAAGCAAGCGUUGCGCCUGGAGAGACAAUCUUGGGAGAGUCGGACGACGAAGAGCCAUCACCAGAAGAAGCUACCCCCACUGCACCUCCAAAGAAGGCUAUUAAAAAGAGCGCGCCGCUACCCAAAGUCAAACCGCUUGCUCCUUCAGCUUCCAACAAGGCUAAUGCGAAGCCAGCAGCUCGUAAGAAAACUGCUGCACCUUCUCUCGAGAUGGUGACCGAAGAGGCUUCCGAAGUCUCUGAAUCCAAGGAUAAUUCCGAGAAUGUACCAGUCACCGUUCCUCUCAAAGAUGCCGAUGAUGGUCCUUCAAAGGGCAAGGAUAAGGCUCUCGUACCUAAGAUCAAACCUCGAAAGUCCCUCAUGUCCUUUGCCGCGUUCAACGAGGAACCUGUGGCAGAGAAGAAGAAGAAACGCAAGCUGGGGGCUGGAGGGAAUAGCGGCUUGGGCAAAACGCUCUUCGAUGCUGAUGAGGACGUCCUACCUGCAAAACCGAACGUCGGCAAGGGACUCUUUGCCGCAAGGGCUCUGGGUAAAGGUGUCUUUGGCAAAGGUCCAGCAAGGCCCAUCAGCGGCGGCUACAACAUGAUGAGCGAGGAGAACUUUACGUUCAGUCCGUUGAAGAAGGACAGAAGGGGUGCGAGCUUCCUCAAGUAACGACGAUCACGGUCACGCUUCAAUCAACUCCGUUCCCUUCUCACUGUUGAGGGAACAGUCUACGGCCUUGAUAUCUCGGAUUUUCAUGUUACAUGGUCGGCUGCAUAUUCGGGAUCAGGGGAUCACGGCUCUCCAGUACAUUCGUAACUAGCAUUUCUCAGGCGUUUGAUGAUACGGUAGUUCAACUUUCAGAAGACCAUGUUGGUAACCAUGCAUAUAAUAUCGAACCUUUCCAU